This is a messenger RNA of Aplysia californica (California sea hare), 658 nucleotides long. Its product is annotated as beta-1,4-N-acetylgalactosaminyltransferase bre-4. Gene Ontology annotation, molecular function: glycosyltransferase activity. Gene Ontology annotation, biological process: carbohydrate metabolic process. NCBI's taxonomy places the organism in Eukaryota, Metazoa, Mollusca, Gastropoda, Aplysiida, Aplysiidae. The record is from RefSeq and is a predicted model, not a curated record.
GUGGUCGGCGUGACGUCCAGCGAGAAGCGUUGACCUUGACCGAGCUUUCCCGCGUUUUCCAGACGACAAACGGCCAGUACAUGCCUGGGAACUGCCGGUCGGCACAGCGGGUGGCUGUCGUGUUGCCCUACAGAGAGGCUCAAGCACAGCUCAGGGUGGUUCUGCACAACUUACUCACGGUGCUGCACGCGCAGAUGUUGGACUUUACCGUCUUUGUCAUAGAGCAGGAGCGACCAUCACAGUACAACCGCGCUCUGUUGUUCAACGUGGGCUUUCUGGAAGCGUCCGUCCUUAGAGACUACGACUGUUUCCUGUUUCACGACCUUGACCUCGUGAUGGUGGACGACCGCGUGACCUUGACCUGCGGGACCGGGCCCAGACAUCUUACUCUGGAGCCAGGGCUGCGCCCAGGUUACGGGCCAGAGAACGCCAACAUGUUUGCGGGAGUUGCACUCUUCACCAGGGACCAGUACAUCCGGAUUAACGGCGCCUCCAACUUGUUCUUCGGCAUAGACGGGGGAGAGGACGAUCUGUGGAGAAGGGUUCACCACAGCAACAUGAUGAUGUCUCGCGUGGCGGGUAGUGUGGUGGCCUACAGUCAGGUCCGACACAGCGAGCAGCUGGAAGAAGACAAGGACAAGGUUGCCAGGAAGCUCAG